AUGCCACUCGACACCUCCUCCUACUCCCUUGCGCUCCUCCGUCUCGACGGCCGGCGAUGGAACGAGCUCCGCCUCCUGAGAGCCCAGAUCAGCACCCAGGCCUCCGCCGACGGCUCCAGCUAUCUGGAGAUGGGCAACACCAAGGUCAUCUGCACCGUUUCCGGGCCUACAGAACCCAAAGGCACGGGAGGAGCCCGAGCAGGGGGCGAUAAUGCAGAGGUCAAGGUCGAGAUCUCGAUCGCUGGCUUUAGCGGCGUGGAUAGGAAGCGGAGAGGGAAGAAUGACAAACGUAUCUCCGAAAUGGCCACCACGAUAGCGAACGCCUUCACCAAUUCCCUCUUCACGCACCUCUACCCCCACAGCACCAUAACCCUUUCUCUGCACGUCCUCUCCCAAGACGGCUCCCUGCUCGCUGCCCUCAUCAACGCUUCCACGCUCGCGCUCGCCGACGCCGGUAUCCCAAUGCGCGACUAUAUCUGCUCCUGCACCGCCGGCUCCACCUCGUCCUAUUCGUCGAACGACGAGUCGGCUGACCCGCUGCUGGAUUUGAACUCUACGGAGGAAUUGGAAUUGCCGUUCUUGACGGUGGCGACGCUGGGCGCCUCGGAUGAAGUCAGUGUUUUGGUCAUGGAAACGAGGGUGCAGGUCGGUAGGUUGGAGGGUAUGUUGGCCGUUGCUGUGGAUGGGUGCAAACAGGUUAGGGAUUUGCUGGAUGGGGUUGUGAGAACGAGAGGGAAGAAGAUACUCGAGGGGACGACGAAAUUAUGA
Amorphotheca resinae ATCC 22711 is the source of this 768-nucleotide messenger RNA. RefSeq lists its product as hypothetical. Gene Ontology annotation, biological process: nuclear mRNA surveillance; U4 snRNA 3'-end processing; poly(A)-dependent snoRNA 3'-end processing. The transcript is spliced from 2 exons. The coding region runs from base 1 to 768 and encodes 255 amino acids. Lineage: Eukaryota; Fungi; Ascomycota; Leotiomycetes; Helotiales; Amorphothecaceae. The record is from RefSeq and is a predicted model, not a curated record. Gene Ontology annotation, cellular component: nucleolus; cytoplasmic exosome (RNase complex); nuclear exosome (RNase complex).